Molecule: messenger RNA, 2298 nt
Organism: Naegleria fowleri
Lineage: Eukaryota; Heterolobosea; Eutetramitea; Acrasida; Naegleriidae
Exons: 2
Coding region: 1-2298 (765 amino acids)
Molecular function (GO): protein binding
Source: RefSeq, a predicted model, not a curated record
AUGAAGAAUAAUAGUAAUAACAACAAUAUUUAUCAUCACCAGAAGGAUGUUAAACCAAGCAUAAUGACCUCCGUUUCUGAAACAUCAACAAUAACCACCACCAUCAUCAACAACACAAACAUGUCGUCGUCAGCCACAACCUCUCCGACAUCCACCAUGAUGGGAGAGUCUUCAUUGUGCUCAUUGUCGUCGUCAUGUUCUUCUCCUCCUCUUGCAACUGUGGAGUCUCAUGAUCACUGCUGCUACAAGUGGAGAGAAAGACUGUUUCCUCAUCAUUUCAUACAAAAGAUUUCUCAUUCGAACAACUUCAAGCGCAAUGAAAUGACACUCAACUCUUUGGAAGAGAGAAUGAAUGAAGAGAUGGAGGUCCCAUCCACGACAUCAUCCUCUUCCUCCUCCUUCUCGUCAAAAACAACAUUAGAAACUGAAUUACUCGAUUUCUUGAUGCAAGAGCUUUCUUCAAUGAAUGAGGAUGAACUUUCAAGCGUGACCGUACCCGAUGUGGUAGAAUAUUUAACAAAUCAUUUAAAAUACUCCUCUAAAUUCCAACAAUGUUCACUUGUGCAUUUGGCUGCUCGUCACAAUAGAGUGGAAUUAUUGCAGUGGAUGAAGAGAUGUUGCUGUGAUAAAAAGUGUGUUUUUAAACCAAUUCAAAAAAUAAGUAUUUCAGCUAAUUCCAAUGGAGACAAGAAAGAAGCGCCCUCUUUGUCGCCAAUGUUCGAAUUUUCAAGCAAUCCAUUUAAGAGAUUCAGUCGAAACUUUGGAAGAAAUUUUAACAUUGCAACUCAACAUGUAGAAUAUGAUGAACAUCAAAAUUCUCAACAUUCAAAAGCAUGUUUGGCUAAACAACACCAACUUUGGUCUGUGAAAGAUCAAAAUUUGGCAACACCUUUGUUUUAUGCAUGUUAUGAUUACUCAUCCAUUGAGGCUGCAGCAUUUCUAUUGAGUCAACCAACAGUAUCUUCAAAACAAUUGAAUCAUCAUCAUGACCACCAUGGUAACCUUCCAAUUACGAUUGGAUUCAGAAACAAGAAUUUUAAACUUUGUGACUUACUUGUAUUAUUUGGAGCUAGGAUUGAUGUCACAUCAGGAUUAUUGGGAGAAUCCUUACUACAUCGAGUGUGUAGAGAUGGUGGUGAUAUUGAGUCUGUGAAAUAUCUGGCUCAACAUUCACCAAAAAUUAUUUUAAAGAGAAAUCAAAGAGAUGAAAAUGCUUUAUUUGCAUGUAUAGCAGAUUUGAGGACAAAAGCUCAUUCCUCGUCUCCUACAGGCUUAUUUCUAAGUGGACAUCCGUCGACGGAUUCACGUCUUUUAGCUCGCAAAAGUACCCUAUUGGUAUCAGACACUUCUUCAUGUCAUUUACUGCAUCAUAUUCUUGAUCAAGGUUUGGAACUCUUUGGAAAAGAAAUAUUUGAAAAAGCUGUCCAAAUGAAAAACUCAUUUGGUCACAAUAUAUUGAUGAAGAGCAUUGUCUAUAACGAUAUUGAAGCGAUGAAAGUUAUUUGUUUGGAUAUUUCAAACUAUUGUCAAUUAUCGCCGAAUCGUCUCCGAGGAAUUGAUUUAAAUAUGGAAAACUCUUCUCCUCAUGUCGAUCUGUCAACAGAAGGCUCACCUCGAAAACGAAGCUAUUCCUCACCUAAAUUAAGAAGGCACUCUAGGACGAAAUCCCAAGACAAAAAAGAACAAGCUUUACAACACAUCCUCAAGUCCAUUGUUUUUGAUAGAGAUAAACAAGGAAAAACAAUAUUGAUACACUUUGUAGAAUUAGGAAUCAAUAUUGAUCAAGACAGCUCAACACAGGAAGAAUUAGAAGCUUGGUUUGAUGGUUUUCAAUGGCUUUUAAUGUGGCUUUACCAAAAUUUCAGCCUCAAUCUCAAUAACAAAACAAAAGGUGUUUGGUCACCUGAUUGUGGUUUGUCUGGAUUCUUUGAAGCUCGUGACCACCAAGGCAUCAGUGCUUAUGGACUCCUUGUGGGACAACAACCUGAAAAGGAACACAAUUUUAUUGAGGAAGGUCCAAAAACCGAGGAUGAACCAUCUCUCUUUUGGCCUCGAGUCUUGGAAUGUACUCACAGCACCAUUGCUAAAUGGGCAGAAACAGAAAAAGAAAUUUUAUACAAUUCAAUCCUUCCAACCUCUGCAACUUCCGUCAACGACUUUCACCAACCAAAGCCCUUGUCACAAAAGAGUAAGAGUUUCAGAUACACCGAAGCAGCCUAUGACAUGUCGGAGAAUCGAAGUCGAUUUCCAUUCACCUCUCAAUCUGAUUCGACAGGUUCAAGCAAUGACAGCAAAUAA